AUGUCUCAACAGUCUAUCCCUCAAUCUUCAUCAAAAGUAUCCACUUUCGCUGUUCGUGAUCAAGACGCUUCGAAUGUUCCCAUUAACCCUAGUGAGAUUCUUGAGGUCACCCCUUUGCAGAUGAUUUCUCAAUCAUCUGUCCCUCCCUCUAGGGUAAACCACACUAAAGAUGGUCAAACUGAAGAAAAAGAACCAGAGAAGACUCACGCUGACAAAGUAAUCAACCUUGAUGAUCUCUCUAAUGAUGACCUGGCUGCUUCUAUCAAUCCAAGCAUAGCCAGAAGGCUAAUGAGGAGGAAAGGAAAGCAAGUUGUAGCUGAGGACUCUCAGAAGAAAAGGGCAGUGGCUAAGCCCGCUUCUGUUGGACCCAAAAAACCAUGGAGCAAAGUGGUGCCUAAGAAAAGAAAGGCCAGAAGGAUUGCUGAGAAUGAGUCAGAUUCUGAUGUUGUUGUGGAUGUCAAUGACAUUCAUCCCAAGAAGAAGGUCUCUACUAGCAAGCUUGCUUCUAGUUCCCCUGAAGUACCUAUUGAUAACAUUUCCUUUCACUAUCCCUCCAGUGUACUCAGAUGGAAAUUUGUCUAUCAGAAAAGACUGGCCUUAGAGAGAGAACUUACUCAGAGUGCUCUUGAGUAUGAAGAGAUUAUGCAUCUUAUUCAUGAGGCUGGUCUGAUGAAAAUUGUGACUCAACUCUCUAAGUGUUAUAAAGUCCUUGUGAAGGAGUUCAUUGUGAACCUACAUGAAGAUUAUGGCAAUAAGGAAACUAAGGAGUAUUUUAAAGUGUGUGUCAGGGGAAAAUGUGUUAACUUCUCUCCCACUGUGAUCAACAAAUUUUUGGAAAGGUCAAAUGAAGCUCAACCAGAGCUGGAAGUGUCUGAUAAUCAAAUGUGCAAAGAAAUUACCGCUGGACAAGUGAAGACAUGGCCUGUCAAAGGGAAACUGACUGCGAGCAAACUAAGUGUGAAGUAUGCUAUACUUCAUAAGAUUGGAGCUGCCAACUGGGUGCCAACUCAACACAAGUCAACAAUUUCUGCUAUCCUAGGAACACAUGUUCAUGAUGUUGUCACAACAUCAGCUGGACCAUCCAAAGAGAGCACAAUUAUGAGUAAAGCUGCCAUGAUUGCAAUGCUCAGAGAGACAUGUAAGGAGCUGGAGUCCAGAAAAUUGGCUCUUAAAAAAUUGAUCAGCUCCCUUGAAACAAAUGAAGGAGCUAAGUCUGCAAAUAGUGAUGUGGAGGAACAGGGUGAAGAUGAUGGUGGAUCAGAUAGUGAGAUUGAGAAAGAAGCCAGUCCUGAUGAUGGCACUGAUGAAAGUGUUGGACUCGGUAGCUCUGAGUCUGAAGACUGA
This is a messenger RNA of Vicia villosa (hairy vetch), 1344 nucleotides long. RefSeq lists its product as uncharacterized. The transcript is spliced from 3 exons. Lineage: Eukaryota; Viridiplantae; Streptophyta; Magnoliopsida; Fabales; Fabaceae. The record is from RefSeq and is a predicted model, not a curated record. The coding region runs from base 1 to 1344 and encodes 447 amino acids.